Pygocentrus nattereri (red-bellied piranha) is the source of this 2517-nucleotide messenger RNA. It is a transcript of the gene schip1, whose product is annotated as schwannomin interacting protein 1. Bases 137 to 2170 code for a protein of 677 amino acids. The record is from RefSeq and is a predicted model, not a curated record. The transcript is spliced from 15 exons. Lineage: Eukaryota; Metazoa; Chordata; Actinopteri; Characiformes; Serrasalmidae. Gene Ontology annotation, biological process: positive regulation of hippo signaling. Gene Ontology annotation, cellular component: cell junction; plasma membrane. Gene Ontology annotation, molecular function: protein binding.
CUUCCCACACUGCUCUCUCUCCGCAAGCGCCGUGAUAUAAAACCGUGCCGAGCGCGCCAUUGGCUGAGAGAACGCUCUGGACGUCGGAGCCGCUGCUUCCCUCCUCGCGCCACUUUGACCGAGACGUGAUCCGGGCAUGCUGGGGACCGGCUCUCCUCGGGACCUGAGAGCACGAGGCGAGACGGAGAGGAAGCGCUUAUCCCUGAGCAUCACGCAGGAGGAAGGACACAAGUAUCAUCGCUUCUGCAACCAUAGUGGUGGAGGACUGGGAGGCUUGAAGAUGGAGAGAAACCGCCAUCAGCGGACUGAGGAGGAAGAUAACAGUCCCCGUCGCCGGGAGCAGCAGCUGAUGUGGGAGAGCAAGGCCAUAGUAAUUCAAAGGGCCUGGCGUACUGCAAUGGACCGCAAACCGGGCUGGCAGGAGGACCCUAAGAACCGCAUGGAUCAUCGUUGUGAGAUGGAUCCAGAGGAAGAUGCCUUCAAUGCUGGACUCACCAUUGAGGAGCUGGACCAGAGCCUCACACUGGAGGAGCUUAAAACACUGCAGAGUAUGAAGUAUGUAAAUGAUGGAGGAUACCAGCUGCAAAAUAAUCAGCUGACCACUGACCUGGAGAACAAUAUUGCUGUCAACAUGAAGCCUCUGGAGUCCAACGUGUUGAUCAUCCAGCGCGCCUGGCGAGACUUCCUGCAGAGACAGGACAUCCUGGAGAAGCGGAGCCCCUCCCCUCCCUCCCUCUCCUCCUCCGACAAGAUGAGCACAUCUAUCAGCAUGACCACCCUAUCGGAUGGCAGCACCCCUGAUUACCGGGAGGAUGGCAUGGACCUGGGGAGCGACGCCUCCAGCCGCUCCGGCUCCGAGUCCAAUUCCAACAAGGUGACGCCAUGCUCGGAAUGCAAGUCCUCGCCCAGCCUGGAGCUGGCCGCUCUGGAGGACUAUGAAGAAGAGGAUGAGGACUACCAGCAGUACAAGAAGAGGGUUAUUGAGGACUGGGAGAGCGAGUACGGUGCCGAUUUCGCCGACAACCGGCAGCCGACUGAGGAUGACGGAGCCUUACGGAAGGCGGAAAACAGCCGCAGCCUGGCUGAGGAGCUCCAGGAUGUUAAGGGCCCUUCGCCGCCCCUGACGGGCCAAACCAUGGCUACCCGGGCGGCCGCCGUGCCCGAGGAACUCAAGCAGAAUGGAAACCUGAUCCUGCCCAAUACUCACCACCUCUUGUCUCCAAGCGCCGGCGGGGGCAAAGGCCUGGCCAAGCCUGGACACAGGAGCCCUGGCGCGGGCGGAGGUGGCGGAACGGGGCCUGGGGGCUGCUACCGCCUCGGGGGUUACAGAGAGGAGAAUGUGGUGGAGGAGUCUCAGCUCCCCACCAUGGACUGGGCGGCGCUGGAGAAGCACCUGGCCGGCCUGCAGUUCAGGGAGCAGCAGGAGAACCAGAACCAGGGCCUGGGCCGGACCAACUCCACCAACGCCCAAAAGAAUGAGCGAGAGUCCAUCAGACAGAAGCUGGCCCUGGGCAGUUUCUUUGACGAUGGGCCUGGCAUCUAUACCAGCUGCAGCAAGAGCGGCAAACCCAGCCUGUCCUCACGGCUACAGAGCGGCAUGAACCUGCAGAUCUGCUUCGUCAAUGACAGCGGGAGUGACAAGGACAGCGAUGCAGAUGACAGCAAGACAGAGACCAGCCUGGACACACCUCUGUCCCCAAUGAGCAAGCAGAGUUCCUCGUACUCGGACCGAGACACCACAGAGGAUGACUCUGAGUCUCUGGAGGACAUGGACUUCCUCAGCAGGCAGAAGAAGCUCCAGGCAGAGGCUAAGAUGGCACUGGCCAUGGCCAAACCCAUGGCCAAAAUGCAAGUGGAAGUGGAGAAACAGAACCGCAAGAAGUCUCCUGUGGCAGACCUGCUUCCCCACAUGCCUCACAUCAGUGAGUGUCUGAUGAAGAGGAGCCUAAAGCCCACUGAUCUGCGAGACAUGACCCUCGGUCAGCUACAGGUCAUUGUCAACGACCUCCACUCACAGAUCGAGAGUCUGAAUGAGGAGCUUGUGCAGCUGCUGCUGAUCAGAGAUGAGCUUCACAUGGAGCAGGACGCCAUGCUUGUGGACAUUGAGGAUCUGACCAGGCAUGCUGAGAGCCAGCAAAAACACAUGGCUGAGAAAACCCUCUCCAAAUGAGGCCCACUCGCAUUCCCUAACAUCCACCACCACCGCCCCCCCCCACCCCCCAUCAUGGCGUCAAUACAGAGAAGAGCCACUUUUCUUUUGCUUCUGUGGUUGUACAAAUACAAAAUGAUGGAGCACUUCCUGACAGGCGAAAAACAAAGUGUGAGUCUUGGAUACUGUUCCUGGCUUUCUGUGCAGUGAUUGGCCUUGCUUCUUAAUAGUCUUUAAUUUUAACUUUUUACAUUUGCCAGUAAAUUAUAACUGUCAAAAUACAACAAAAAAAAAAAGACAGAAAAAAAACAUAGUGAGAAAUUAGUAGAAAGUCAGAUAUAAAAGCUAAAAAAAGCUCAUUGUAUAAA